Molecule: messenger RNA, 2306 nt
Organism: Salarias fasciatus (jewelled blenny)
Lineage: Eukaryota; Metazoa; Chordata; Actinopteri; Blenniiformes; Blenniidae
Product: serine/arginine repetitive matrix protein 2-like
Exons: 2
Coding region: 86-1627 (513 amino acids)
Source: RefSeq, a predicted model, not a curated record
AGCUCAUUCAGUUGAUUCAGAGUUCUGGACUGGCUGGCUAUCGAGUGUCUGAAGGAAGAAUCAGCGAAAUCCCGAAUCAGCGGAAAUGGAGAGAGACGAGGACCAUCCGGAGAACGUUCAGGAGGGGCAGGAAGAUGAGAUUCCUAAUGUGGAACCACAUGAUUUUUUCCAUGGCGUGGGAGACGGACCCGACAACAGGCUUGUCAUAGCAAUUGAUCCCAUAUGGAUUGAAAUUGCCAAUGUAUUCGAUGAGGGCAACCUCAGGGAGUUAUACCGAUAUGCUACACAAACGGGCGACAACAGACUGGCUGACAACCGAAACUUCAUUCUUGCACACCUCCACAUGCUGAGAGCCCAUCAAAACGGACUGAUAGCCCAGCAACUCGCUGAAGAGAACGUUGCAGUGGCCCCCCAAGAUAUCGAAGAACAGGAUGACGUGGCCUUGUUCAACCCCUUAAAUCAAGAGGAUGAAAAUGAGGAUCUCUACAUUCCUCAUGUUGAGCUAAUCGAUCCAAACAUCCCGAUAUUCAUCUCAGAUGAUGAGGAGGAACAGGAGGACUUUGAGGCUCAGUGGUGGGAUCCCAUGUGGGCCCUAGAGGAUACUGAGGACUCGUCCUCUUUGAGCCUCAGUUCCACCGACUCGAGCAGCUGGGACGACUCUGCAGACAGGAGUGCGCCAACCUCGGGCCACAGCUCGCCAACAAAACGGAAGCGUGAGGACAGCUGUGAGCCUGAGCUGAGAAAGAGACAGAAAUUAGAGGACUCAGAGAACACACUUCCAUCUACCUCAGCCUCAGCUGCCUCAAGGAAGAAUGACGAGGAUAAGGACUUUAUGAACGUGGCUGCCUCCUCUUCAGGAAGCAGCUCUCCAACCAAGACAAAGCGUGGGGAGAGCUGCGAGUCUCCAGAAAAGAAGAGAAAGUCUGAAGAACAGAACUCAGCUCCUUCCUCUUCAGGAAGCAGCUUUCCAAGCAAGACAAAGCGUGGGGAGAGCUGUGAGGCUCCGAAAAGAAAGAGAAAAAAGUCUGAAGAACAGAACUCAGCUCCUUCCUCUUCAGAAACCAGCUCUCCAAACAAGAGAAAGCGUGGGGAGAGCUGCGAGUCUCCAGAAAAAAAGAGAAGAAGGUCUAAGGAACAGAACUCAACUCCUUCCUCUUCAGGAAGCAGCUCUCCAAACAAGACAAAGCGUGGGGAGAGCUGCGAGUCUCCGAAAAGAAAGAGAAAAAGGUCUGAAGAACAGAACUCAGCUCCUUCCUCUUCAGGAAGCAGCUCUCCAACCAGGAAGCGUGGGGAGAGCUGCGAGUCUCCAGAAAAAAAGAGAAGAAAGUCUGAAGAACAGAACUCAGCUCCUUCCUCUUCAGGAAGCAGCUUUCCAAACAAGACAAAGCGUGGGGAGAGCUGCGAGUCUCCGAAAAGAAAGAGAAAAAGGUCUGAAGAACAGAACUCAGCUCCUUCCUCUUCAGAAACCAGCUUUCCAAACAAGACAAAGGGCGGGGAGGGUUGUGAGUCUCAGAAGAGAAAGAGAAGGAGGUCUGAGGAUGAGGGCUCUGCUUCGUCCUCUUCAGGAAGCAGCUCCUCCAGCCCUCCAUCGAGUGACGGCAAUGACAGUAACUCUGACUCCAACUGAGGCGGGACUUGAACUGUGCAGAUGGGGUCAGCACUGCGGUCUGGGCCGGUAUCGGCGACCUUGGGUCAUUUACAUGGUGCUGCUGCUGGGAUGAGGAGGGGAAACCUGAACUGGAGGCUCUCUCAAGCCAACAAGAACCCCAACUUAAUUUAGUCUGUCUGCCACUAAUGCUCAGUCUCUAUAUAUCCAAUAGAAACUUGACUUAAUCUUGAGCAAUGCCAAAUAGAACCAAAAACAUCAAGACAUUUUUAAAGCCACAAUUGACAGUCAACCAAAAGAUUUCAUACAUUUUCUACAAUAACCCAGCUUACUGAUACUCAGUAGACAGUGUAACAACUAACACUGUAAACCCAGUGAAUACAAUAUCAUAUAUGACACUGAAGAAACACUAAAAAUGACAACAAUUUAAAGAAAUAAGACAACAAUGGACUGAGUGCCACGGCCGAGGGAAUUCUCCAUAGCUGUACGUUAUUUCCUCCCCUCCAAACAUUUCUCUCAAGACAAAUAGACACAAGUGUGGCCUUCCUUUCACCACCAUUUUUUGAGUUUGCAAUUUAGACCGACGUGAUUCAUCAUUUACUAGUCGCCCCACAAGUUCCAUCUUCCUUCAGAGCCGUGAGGAAGACAAACCAAACAAACUUCACAAGCAUUGUGUGUUGUUGGGCUGCUGCUGUAUCGU